UUGCUUUUGACGUUAGGUUGAUGUUUGUCAUUUUAUCUGGCAUGACGCGUAAAUAGUAAAGUUUUGUUUUAUUUGAUAAAUUCAACUCAUUUUUAUAAGCAAUUGAAGAAAAGGCUUUGUAAUAUUUCCUUUUUGAAGUGGGCUGCGUGCCAUAAUCAAAAACCACCAUGCCGUAUGCCAAUCAACCUUCGGUGCAUAUAACUGAAUUAACCGACGACAAUGUUAAAUUUGUAGUGGAAGACACCGAAUUAAGCGUAGCUAACAGUAUGCGCCGUGUAUUUAUUGCUGAAACUCCGACUAUGGCCAUAGAUUGGGUUCAAUUGGAGGCAAAUUCAACGGUCCUCAGUGACGAAUUUCUAGCCCAUCGAAUUGGUCUGAUACCGUUAAUAUCUGAUGAUGUCGUUGAUAAAAUUCGCUAUUCAAGAGAUUGUAUGUGUGCAGACUUCUGUUCGGAUUGCAGUGUAGAAUUCACUUUGGAUGUAAAAUGCACAGAUGAUCAAACUAGACAUGUAACAACUGCAGAUUUAAAGUCAAGUGACCCCAGAGUGGUUCCAGUCACAUCUAGACACAGGGACGAAGAUCAGGCGGAGUAUGGUGAGAUGGAUGAAAUUUUAAUUAUUAAGCUUAGAAAAGGCCAAGAAUUGAAGUUAAGGGCUUAUGCCAAGAAAGGAUUUGGCAAAGAACAUGCUAAAUGGAAUCCAACAGCGGGUGUUUCAUUUGAAUAUGAUCCUGAUAAUGCUAUGAGACAUACUCUAUAUCCUAAGCCUGAUGAAUGGCCGAAAAGCGAGCAUACAGAGCUUGAUGAAGACCAGUAUGAGGCAGAAUUCAAUUGGGAAGCUAAACCAAAUAAGUUCUUUUAUAAUGUAGAAUCUGCUGGAGCUUUGAAACCUGAAAAUAUUGUUUUAAUGGGUAUUGUGGUUUUAAAAAAUAAGUUGCUUAAUUUACAAGUACAGCUAGCACAAGAAGCCCAAAAUGAUGCAUUAGCAAUUAAUUAAAUUUCAAAUUAAUUUUAUCAAUAAAUAGUAUAUGUAAGUUAA
Messenger RNA from Zerene cesonia (dogface butterfly), 1037 nucleotides. RefSeq names its product DNA-directed RNA polymerase II subunit RPB3 (gene RpII33). Lineage: Eukaryota; Metazoa; Arthropoda; Insecta; Lepidoptera; Pieridae. Gene Ontology annotation, cellular component: RNA polymerase II, core complex. The transcript has a single exon. Gene Ontology annotation, molecular function: DNA binding; DNA-directed RNA polymerase activity; protein dimerization activity. Gene Ontology annotation, biological process: DNA-templated transcription. The coding region runs from base 168 to 995 and encodes 275 amino acids. The record is from RefSeq and is a predicted model, not a curated record.